AACUCUUUUUCGUGGCGGAGGCUGCAGCGGCCGUGGACAUUUCACGACGGGGGGAGGUGCUGUACGUCCAAGAUGGCGGCGCCCUGUAGGCUGGAGGAGCUGUGAGUGACCAUGAAAGACACCAGGUUGACAGCACUGGAAACCGAAGCACCAGCUGUCCCCAGAACAGUCUGGUAGGGGCGCCAAUGAAGAGCCCGCAGAGUCGCUAGUGCACGUCCCGGACCUGGCGCGGCGCAGCCGUGUAAGACAAUGGCCCAGCAAGCGAAUAUCGGGGAGCUCCUGUCCAUGCUGGACUCCCCCGUGCUGAGUGUGCGUGAUGAAGUGACAGCUGUCUUUAAAGAGAACCUCAGCUCUGACCGUGGUCCGAUGCUCGUCAACACCUUGGUGGAUUAUUACCUGGAAACGAAUUCUCAGCCGGUAUUGCACAUCCUGACUACCUUGCAAGAGCCUCACGACAAGCACCUCUUGGACAAAAUGAACGAGUGCAUGGGCAGAGCCGCCUCUCGGCUGUCCGCCCUGUCGCUGCUGGGGCAUGUCAUCAGGCUGCAGCCGCCGUGGAAGCACAAAUUCUCCCAAGCACCUCUUUUGCCUUCUUUACUCAAAUGUCUCAAGAUGGAUACCGAUGUCAUCGUCCUCACAACAGGUGUCCUAGUGCUGAUCACCAUGCUUCCCAUGAUUCCACAGUCGGGGAAGCAGCACCUUCAUGAUUUCUUUGAUAUUUUCGGCCGUCUUUCGUCGUGGUGCCUGAAGAAACCAGGCCACGUGACAGAGAUCUAUCUUGUCCAUCUCCACGCCAGUGUUUACGCUCUCUUUCAUCGCCUCUACGGAAUGUACCCCUGCAACUUUGUCUCCUUUCUACGCUCUCACUACAGUAUGAAGGAGAACUUGGACACUUUCGAAGAGGUGGUCAGGCCAAUGAUGGAGCACGUGCGAAUUCACCCGGAAUUAGUGACUGGAUCCAAGGACCACGAACUGGACCCUCGAAGGUGGAAGAGAUUAGAAACACACGAUGUUGUAAUAGAGUGUGCCAAAAUCUCUCUGGACCCCGCAGAAGCCUCAUACGAAGACGGCGACUCCGUGUCCCCGCAGGUGUCCGCGCGCUUUCCUCAUCGUGCGGCCGAUGUGGCCGCCAGCCCUUACGUCGACACGCAAAAUAGCUGUGGGAGUGCUACCUCGACCCCGUAUUCCAGCGCUCGGCUGACGUUGUUAAAUACGCCCGGGCAGCCACCUCAGACUCUGAGUCCCCCAUCGACACGGCUGUUGACUGAGCCGCCACAAGCUGCUCUCUGGAGCCCAUCUUCGGUUUGUGGUAUGACCACUCCUCCAACGUCUCCUGGAAAUGUACCACCUGAUCUGUCACACCCUUACAGUAAAGUCUUUGGUACAACUGGUGGAAAAGGAACCCCUCUGGGAACCCCAGCAACGUCUCCCCCUCCCGCCCCGCUCUGCCCCUCAGACGACUACGUGCCCAUUUCCCUGCGGCCGGCCACAGCCACACCCCCCAAGAAGGAAGAAAAAACAGAUUCAGCAAGGCCCUGUCUACAUAGACAGCACCAUCUCCCAAACGACAGAGGACUAGAAGAGUUACCUGGCAGCAAAGGUUCUGUCGCUCUAAGUGACCUUCCAGGGUUUUUAGGAGACCUCGCCUCCGAAGAGGACAGCAUCGAGAAAGCUAAAGAAGAAGCGGCCAUCUCUAAAGAACUGUCCGAGAUCACGACGGCCGAGACUGAGCCCCUGGUUCCUCGAGGAGGCUUUGACUCUCCCUUCUACCAGGACAAUCUCCCGGGCUGUCCUCGCAAGAACCAUUCGGCCACCUCUGGUGCUCAGGGCGCCAGUGUGAACCCUGAGCCUUUAAACUCCUCCCUGGACAAGCUUGGGCCUGACACACCAAAGCAAGCCUUUACUCCCAUAGACCCGCCCUGCGGAGGCGCCGCCGAGAGCCCUGCCGGGCACAGGGAGCGCCAGACUUCGCUGGAGACCAGCAUCCUCACUCCCAGCCCUUGUAAAAUUCCGCCUCAGAGGGGAGUGGGGUUUGGAAGUGGGCAGCCUCCCCCUUACGAUCAUCUUUUUGAGGUGGCAUUGCCAAAGACCGCCCAUCAUUUUGUCAGCAAGAAGACCAAGGAACUGUUAAAGAAAGCAAAAGGAAACGCAGAGGAAGACUAUCCGCCCUCGCCCUCCCCCGCGGAAGUCCUGGACAGGCUGGUCCAGCAGGGAGCGGACGCGCACAGCAAGGAACUGAGCAAGUUGUCUUUACCCAGCAAGUCUGUCGACUGGACCCACUUUGGAGGCUCUCCUCCCUCAGAUGAGAUCCGCACCCUCCGUAACCAGCUGCUCUUGCUGCACAACCAGUUACUGUAUGAGCGUUUCAAGAGGCAGCAGCACGCGCUCCGGAAUAGGCGGCUCCUCCGCAAGGCGGUCAAGGCGGCGGCCCUGGAGGAGCACAACGCGGCCAUGAAAGACCAGUUGAAGUUGCAAGAGAAGGACAUCCAGAUCUGGAAGGUCAGCGUGCAGAAGGAGCAGGCCCGGUACAGCCAGCUGCAGGAGCAGCGAGACACGAUGGUGGCCCAGCUGCACAGCCAGAUCCGACAGCUGCAGCACGACCGCGAGGAGUUCUACAACCAGAGCCAGGAGCUGCAGACGAAGCUGGAGGACUGCAGGAACAUGAUCGCGGAGCUGCGUCUGGAGCUGAAGAAGGCCAACAGCAAGGUGUGUCACACGGAGCUGCUGCUCAGUCAGGUGUCCCAGAAGCUCUCGAACAGCGAGUCGGUGCAGCAGCAGAUGGAGUUCUUGAACCGGCAGCUGUUGGUCCUCGGGGAGGUCAACGAGUUGUAUCUGGAACAACUGCAGAGCAAGCACUCGGAUACCACAAAGGAGGUGGAGAUGAUGAAAGCUGCUUGUCGGAAAGAACUAGAAAAAAACAGAAGCCACGUUCUCCAGCAGAAUCAGAGGCUUGAUACCUCCCAGAAACGGAUUUUGGAACUGGAAUCUCACCUGGCCAAGAAAGACCACCUUCUCUUGGAACAGAAGAAAUAUUUAGAAGAUGUCAAAGUCCAGGCAAGAGGACAGCUGCAGGCGGCGGAGAGCAGGUAUGAGGCUCAGAAAAGGAUCACCCAAGUGUUUGAAUUGGAGAUCUUAGAUUUAUACGGCAGGUUGGAGAAGGACGGCCUCCUGAAGAAACUUGAAGAAGAAAAGGCAGAAGCAGCCGAAGCGGCAGAAGAAAGGCUUGCCUGUUGCAAGGACGGCUGCCCGGAUUCUGUAACAGGGCACAACGAAGAGGCAUCUGGUUACAAUGGCGAGACCAAGCCCCCUCGACCCGGGGCCGGCAGCGCAAGUAGAGGGGGUGGAGGUAGCAGUGGCAGCGGUGGCGGCAGCGAGCUCUCGACCCCGGAGAAACCCCCCAGCCAGAGGGCAGGCCUGUUCAGCAGUCGGUGGGAAACUGCCAUGGGAGGGUCCGCCACCAGCAUCCCCACGACUGUCGGCUCCCUCCCCAGCUCAAAAAGCUUCCUAGGCAUGAAGGCACGAGAGUUAUUUCGUAAUAAGAGUGAGAGCCAGUGUGAUGAAGACGGCGUGACCAUCAGUAGCCUUUCCGAGACGCUAAAGACAGAACUGGGCAGAGACCCGGGUGCGGAAGCCAAGACCCCCCUGAACCUUGAUGGCCCGCACCCUUCCCCCCCGAACCCGGACAGUGUUGGACAGCUGCACAUCAUGGACUACAACGAGGCUCAUCAUGAGCACAGCGAAGGAUGACGGUCCGUCAGUGUUAACUUGCAGGGUGCUGGCUUAGAACAGGAGGUGUGAAUGCACGUGCCCAGGCUUUCCUGUUUCCGGGGUCUGGGUGGCUAGCGCACGCGGUGGCAACGGGAUGGAGGUCCUUUUGACAGUUGACUUGAACACAGAACGGUUUUUGGAUCUGGCAUUGAAAUGCCUCUUAAUGUCCCCCCUCAGCCCACUCCCCAGCCUGUCUUUCGUUUACCCAGCAGUGUGGACUAAUCCGAGGGCCAGUUUGCCUUCCUCAGUAGCUUUAUUUUCUUCCUUCCCCCGCAAUGGUCGCGCCCUUUGAACCUGUGCAAUAUGAGGCCAGAUUGAA
Mustela erminea (ermine) is the source of this 4087-nucleotide messenger RNA. It is a transcript of the gene TSC1, whose product is annotated as TSC complex subunit 1. The coding region runs from base 250 to 3747 and encodes 1165 amino acids. Gene Ontology annotation, cellular component: TSC1-TSC2 complex. The record is from RefSeq and is a predicted model, not a curated record. The transcript is spliced from 23 exons. Gene Ontology annotation, biological process: negative regulation of TOR signaling; regulation of cell cycle; negative regulation of cell population proliferation. Lineage: Eukaryota; Metazoa; Chordata; Mammalia; Carnivora; Mustelidae.